This is a messenger RNA of Papilio machaon (common yellow swallowtail), 1671 nucleotides long. RefSeq lists its product as uncharacterized. The record is from RefSeq and is a predicted model, not a curated record. The transcript has 2 exons. Gene Ontology annotation, molecular function: zinc ion binding; nucleic acid binding. The coding region runs from base 1 to 1587 and encodes 528 amino acids. Lineage: Eukaryota; Metazoa; Arthropoda; Insecta; Lepidoptera; Papilionidae.
AUGAAAAGAUUCGUGACAAGACCUGCAUCUGAGGAUGAAGCAUCUGAUUCAGAAGACGCCAUUACACCGCCAGCACGAAAAAUCCUGAAACAGCUGUUGGUACAAGAAGUCGAAAAGGCAAUUUUAAGUGGUCUACAAAGUGGAGAACCUAACCUCAGUCGCCUGAAAGAACAUCGUGCUGCAUCUCUGAUCCCGGAAUUUGAUCCGGACAACGAGGAUUGCACUGUUACUGCUUGGUUGAAGAAAAUUGAGCAAUUGGGUGAUAUUUAUGGAUGGGACGACAAAACUAAGUCGUUUUAUCUUCAAGACAAACUAAGAGGUCAAGCGAGGAAGUGGUACAAUCGUCUGGAAGAAUACGAUUUCACAUGGGAACAGUGGAAGCAAAUGCUACUUCGUGCAUUCCCAAAACAUCGAGAUUACGCCAAUGCAAUUGAAGAAAUGAUCACGAGGAAGAAACUACCCUCAGAAAGCAUGACCAAAUAUUACCAAGAAAAAAUAGCAAUGUGCUUCCGCUGUAAAUUAUCCGAUGCCGCUACAGUGUCCUGUAUUAUUCGAGGCUUGCCUCAUGCGCUGCAGUCCAACGCCAGGGCCUUUCAAUGCGAGAGACCCGAUGACUUAUAUGAAGGGUUCCUUUCUGCGUUUGACGAUUAUCGUGUACCCGUAAAUGAAGUUAAAAUUACGAACAAAGAUGGCAGCUACCGACAAGUAGGAAAAAAACCAGUAGACCUCGAUACUGACCCCUGUCCACGCUGCAAAAAAACCGGACACCUGGUACGUAACUGUCCGCUACCUGAUCAACGAAGUUGUUUUAAAUGCGGAGCCCAAGGCCAUAUUGCACCGCGAUGUCCGACAAUCCUGAAGAGUGUUCCUGAAUUCACAAACGCCAAGGAAGUAAAAUUGCUACGAGAGUUUGACAACAUCUACAAAAAACCUGCGAAGAUCAACGGUGCAUUUGUGAAGACUUACAUUGAUACAGGAAGCCAGGUCAAUGUUAUUUCAUCAAAAGUUUCAGAACUGCUGCAGCUAAACGUUAUUCCCGUGAAAACGGAACUAAAAGGAUUUGCAGGAGGACUUAUUACUAGCCAUGGUAAAGCAAAAUUCGACCUAGAAAUUGACCAAAUAAGCAUACCGUGCGACGCAUACUUGGUUGAUAUAGAUAUGAAUGGUAUUUGCCUAUUGAUUGGACAGCCGAUAAUCAACAGUGAAGGGACGUCUUUAAUAGUAAAGAAUGGAAGAGCAACUCUGGAGAGGAACGAUGAUUUUUUAUCAAACAUGCAAGCCAUAGAAGAGGUGCAUCGCUUUAAAGUCGUCACGGCCACGUCAGAGUGCUUACCUCCGGGAACGUCAAUAAUAAAAGUUAAGAUCAUCGGAAAUUCCGCGAGCAAUGACGUGGUCACUUCACCUCGCCACUACGACCUUCAAGGGAUCUCCUACAGCUUGCCAGCUACGCUUAUGAAGGGUGUCGACGGAUACCUGAAAGUCGUCAACACGGGCUCCAAGGAUGUGGAAUGGGAAGAGGGAACAAUCUUAUCGCGAGCCGAAAGCUGCCAGGUGUUGCCCACCGAUGACCAGGAUGGCCGAGUGUAACAACACGCCAAUAGAUGUCGCCAGUUGCAAGCCUACGUCAUCCUGCUAAGCCGCUACGCCAUCCUCCCACCGCCAAUGACACCU